Brugia pahangi is the source of this 1539-nucleotide messenger RNA. NCBI's taxonomy places the organism in Eukaryota, Metazoa, Nematoda, Chromadorea, Rhabditida, Onchocercidae. The record is from the annotation of a GenBank genome assembly.
AUGGGUAAUCAUAUUCUAACAAGCAUAUCAAAUCCAUGUCUUUCAACCACUAAUGAUGGUCCAACUCAAAUUCUUCCAUUCCUUUAUCUUGGUUCACAACAAGAUGCAAUGGAUUCUAGCUUAUUAUCGAAAUAUGGUAUCAAAUAUGUGAUAAAUCUUAGUGUAAAUUGCCCUGAACCAGAUAUACUAAAACAAGAAGGUCAUUUUAUGCGAAUACCAAUUAGUGAUACUUAUCAAGCGAAAUUAUUACCACAUUUUGAAGAUGCUUUCAAAUUUCUUGAUAAGGUAUGUGAACGUGGUUCUGUAGCAUUAGUACAUUGUCUUGCUGGUAUUUCUCGAAGUCCAACAUUGGCUAUCGCAUAUAUGAUGAGACGAAAUAAUUGGACAUCUGAACAAGCAUAUAGGUAUGUGAAGGAACGUAGGCCAUCCAUUUCACCAAAUUUCAAUUUCAUGGGUCAAUUAUUGGAAUAUGAGGCACGAUUACGAGAGAAAAAUAAUUUAAACUUAUCGUCUAAAUCCAGCGAACAUGACGAAGAAUGUCGAAAUGACAAUAAUACUACCGUUUCGACAUCUUUCUUCACAUUGUCCUCUGUUUCAAAAUCCAACUCACCUGGUGAUAUACGUCCAGUUCAGGAAUGUGAUAACACCGAAAAUAUUUCAAAAUUGGGGAAAUCGAUCAGUUGUGAUACAUUAUCUCAAAGGAUAUCAUCAUAUAAACCACAAAAUUUUUGGGAUAACGAUUGCAGUCGGCCAUCUUCAAAGACAAACGAGAAUGGUAAACGUGUAAUGGAAUCAACAUGUCAACAUUUAUUGGAUCGACCAAAAGUUUUGGAUGGAUUAAAAUCUAGGAAAGCUUUAAGCAUACCAGAAAAAGUAAAUGAGGAUUUACCAUCACCAUCAACAGAACUACAAAAAUUAUCAUUUACACAUUCAUCGGAUAUAUCUAAUUCUGCAUCAAAUCCACUUUUUCUGAGUACUAAUCAUAUGGAUAAAUCUAAUUCCAUAUGUAUAAAUUCUACAAUACUAUCAACAUCACAAAUUGAUCAUUAUUCAGCUGAAAAUUUCACAUUUAACUCAUGUAAUCAUUUAUCAAUUCCAUCGACAUCAUCACCAUCACCAUCACCAUCAUCAUCAUCAUCAUCAUUCAGUACCUAUAAUCGAAAUAGAAAUCAUCGAAUAACAAUGGGUCAUAAAUUUUUAACACGUAUUAGUCAUUAUCUUCGAAAAGGAACAACUUAUCAAAUGAAACAUACUAGAAGUAUUACAAUUGGUGGUAAUAUUGCUAAAGAUAAUAUUAUUGGAUCUUCAACAGCAUCACGUACACUUCAAACGUUACGUAGACGACGAAUGUUAGAGCAACAACAACAACAACAACAAGAUCAUUCUCAAUUUAUCAGUGUUACAGAAAAUAAUGAUAAUGGUGAUAAUAAUGCUAAUGCUAAUACUACAGAAUCAAUUCUCGAAUCAUCACGAACAUUUCGUGAAACUGAUCGUGAUUCUAUUAGUUCUGCAAGUUCUUUAGAAAUAUUAGUUCAAUAG